This is a messenger RNA of Andrographis paniculata, 1203 nucleotides long. RefSeq lists its product as uncharacterized. Bases 1 to 1203 code for a protein of 400 amino acids. Lineage: Eukaryota; Viridiplantae; Streptophyta; Magnoliopsida; Lamiales; Acanthaceae. The transcript has 4 exons. The record is from RefSeq and is a predicted model, not a curated record.
AUGUCAGUAGAGGACUAUUUUGUAAAGUUCAAUGAGUUGGAGAUGUAUCUUCAUGACUACUUUUCCUGUGAGCGAGAUAGAAUUGAUCAUUUUAUAGAUGGGUUGCAGCAAAUGAUUCAAGAAGCUUUAGUUGUGUUGGAUAUCAGUUCAUUGUAUAAAGCUUACGAGCUUGCUGCUCGAUUCUAUAAGAAGCAGGAAGUCAGACAGAAGAACAAUGAGAAGAAAAUGGAGUAUCAAGAUCAGUUUCGAGAUAAGGGAAAAGCUAAGGUGGAUGAUGAAUCAAAGGGUAAAAGAAAUGGUGGCAAAUAUUCAGUUUCUAGAAAGGGUAUCUUAGGAGAUCCUUCUAAAGUUGCGUCAAUCUCAGAUUGGCCAAGACUUACCAAUCAAUUAGAAGUAAGAAGCUUUUUGGGUUUAGCAGGGUAUUACCGAAGAUUCAUUCUUCAUUUCUCGAAGGUUAUGAAGCCAUUAACUAAUUUGCUGAAGAAGCGCGCAAGGAUUAAUUGGGAUCGUGAGUACUCAAAGAGUUAUUGCUUAUGCGUCACGACAACUAAACCUCACGAAAAGAAUUAUCCUACACAUGAUUUGGAGAUGGCAGCAGUGGUGUUUUCUUUGAAGAUUUCGAGGCUUUAUGGUGCCCACUGUAGAAUGUUUACUGACCAUCAGAGCAAAGCAAAUGUUGUAACUGAUGCCUUGAGUCGAAAACCAAGGCAUAAGUUGGGUUCUAUGUUAGUUGCCGAUGAACUGUGUCAAGAUUUAGCACGGAUAGAAAUUGAAGUAUUUGAACGGGGCAUGACGCGGGGAUAUUUUCAAAUGAUGCAAGUUGAGCCUGAAAUUUAUGAUCACAUUAGAGCGGCUCAAAUGGAAGAUAAUAAGAUGGUCGAGCUGGCUAUAAAAGUUCUGUGCAGUCAGACUCAAAACUUUAAUAUUACUUUAGAUAUUAGUCUUCGAUUCCAUGGGAGGUGGUGUAUCCCAAAGGAUCGAAGCGAUUUCAAGGAGCAAAUUAUGAGUGAGGCUCAUAAUACACCAUUUUCAGUGUAUCUAGGAGGGAUUCAAAUGUAUCAAGACUUACGUCAGCAUUUUUUGUGGAAGGGCAUGAAGAAGAAUGUAGCCAAAUUUGUUGCACAAUGUUUAAACUGCCAAAAGGUGAAAGCAGAACAUCAUAGACUAAUGGGGUUGCUACAACCUUUAGAAGUUCCGCUCUAG